AUGUCAACCCGGUAUCAUCAGGCCGCAACUGAUGACUACCUGGAAAUUCUGAAAGAGGCUACCAAAAGAGAUCUCAAUCUUUCUGAUGAAGAUGGCAUGACCCCCACACUCCUGGCAGCCUACCAUGGCAACUUGGAAGCCCUGGAGAUCAUCUGUAGCAGGGGGGGUGAUCCUGAUAAAUGUGACAUUUGGGGAAACACUCCCCUCCAUUGUGCAGCCUCCAAUGGACACACUCACUGUGUUUCAUUCUUGAUCAACUUUGGUGCCAAUAUAUUUGCCCUAGACAAUGACCUACAGUCUCCACUAGAUGCUGCUGCCAGCAGAGAGCAGAGUGAAUGUGUUGACAUUCUAGACAAAGCUGCCAGGGAUCAAAGCAUCCUGAACCCCAAAAAGGUUGCCAGACAGAAGGAGCAGGCCCAAAGAAAUGCCCAGAAGCAGAUUAAAGAUUGUGAAAAGCUCCAGGAUAGACAUCAGAAUAAAAUGAAUCGCACAUUCAACAAGGAGAAGGCUGGGACCCUAACUUCUUCCAAGGGCACUUUUUCCAGGUCAUCUUCUUCAAACUCCUCUACUCCCACUGUAUUUGAAACAUUCUCCAAGGGUUUGAAAGAUACCUUCAAGGCAAGGUAUAAGAAGAACAGGAACACAGCAGAUGAACAGGUGGGAAAAGGAACAGAUAAGAAGAGCAGGAGAGGGCAGCAAAAUGUGAUGGAAGUGUUCCAGGAAGAUGAGGAAGAGUCAUUCACAAAUGGUUUCAAAGAUAAGAUACAGCUCACAGAAGAUAAGGACAAUGAUGUGCAGCAAGAGUCCAUUUUCAACCGUCCUGGUCUGGGCAAUAUUGUGUUUAAAAAAAGUUCAGCAAUUGAAGAUAUCUCAGACAGCAAAAGAGAAAUAGAGUUUAAUAUAGUUUCUGGAUUACUCCAGAAAGGAAGACCAGGGGACAUUGGUGAGACUAACCCAGAAGCAGAGUUAGAAGAAGAGGAUGGAGAUGAGGUGCCUUGGAAUGAGAAUGAAAUGGAAUGGGAGGAAGAUGAAGCAGAUAUUACCCCCAUUGAAUUGUUCUUGAUGUCUCAGAACCUGAGUGAGUUCAUCCCUAUCCUUAUGAGAGAACAAAUAGAUCUAGACGCCCUCUUACUUUGCUCAGAUGAGGAUCUCCAGAGCAUACAAAUGCAACUGGGCCCAAGGAAGAAAAUCCUCAGCGCCAUAGGCAGGAGGAAGCAGUUACUGCAGCAUCCUGGCCAGAUGACCGAUACAAGCCUCUGAUGAAUGAGUGUGUCCAGGAGGAGUAGUCAAGCUUAUGUGACCUCUAUAAUGUAGGUCCAGGAAAUAUCUCGAUGCCAGGCCACUGCUUCUCUCUCUUCUCUUUCUACAUCUAAAAAACAAAAAAAACCCUCAAAUACAAAUGGAUACCUGUAAAAUUCCCCAUUACCUUCUAGGGGAAUCUUACCUUGACUUGGAGAUGUCCUCUAGUCCUUUACAUCUUGAAUUCUGGGCAUACUUUUUCCAGAUAAACCACCAGUGAGCAUCAUAAAGAGACCAAGGGAACAUGGAAAUGGUGUCUCAUUUCAUAAGACCUUUUCAAGUGUCUUUUCCGAUUCGUCUUAGGAAAGGUCUAGUGAAU
Messenger RNA from Vombatus ursinus (common wombat), 1618 nucleotides. Its product is annotated as ankyrin repeat and SAM domain-containing protein 4B-like. The transcript has 2 exons. Gene Ontology annotation, molecular function: protein binding. The record is from RefSeq and is a predicted model, not a curated record. Bases 1 to 1260 code for a protein of 419 amino acids. Lineage: Eukaryota; Metazoa; Chordata; Mammalia; Diprotodontia; Vombatidae.